Messenger RNA from Salmo salar (Atlantic salmon), 2054 nucleotides. It is a transcript of the gene crcp, whose product is annotated as calcitonin gene-related peptide-receptor component protein. Gene Ontology annotation, biological process: transcription initiation at RNA polymerase III promoter. NCBI's taxonomy places the organism in Eukaryota, Metazoa, Chordata, Actinopteri, Salmoniformes, Salmonidae. The record is from RefSeq and is a predicted model, not a curated record. Gene Ontology annotation, cellular component: RNA polymerase III complex. Gene Ontology annotation, molecular function: nucleotide binding.
UCUGCGGGAUAGGAACUCAUUUUAUCAGCAAACAUGUUUCCAGACGGAUUAAUUUGGCAAGGGACCAAACUAGAGUUGCUGGCGAAAUGGAAGUGAAGGAUGCCAAUGCUGCUAUGCUCAGCAACUAUGAGGUGUACCAGCUCCUGACAGAUCUGAAGGAACAGAGAAAGGACAGCGGGAAGAACAAACACAGCGCUGGACAACAGAACCUCAACACCAUCAUGUAUGAGACGCUGAAGUACCUGUCCAAGACUCCGUGCAGCAGGCAGAACCCAGAGACUGUCAAGAACUUCCUUACCACCAUGGUGCCUCACAAACUCACCAAGGCUGAGAAGCUGCAGCUACUGAACCACAGACCAGAGACUGCUGUAGAGAUCCAACUGAUGGUAGAGGAGAGUGAGGAGCGGUUGUCAGAGGAGCAGAUUGAGGAGCUCAUUCAGAAGGUCACAGACGUCCUCCCAGGCGACCCAGAACAAGAAGGCUCCGCCCCCGGCAAUGAAGCAGAGAUGGAAGAGGGCAUUGACCAAUAGCCACGAGUUGUGACUGAGGGAGGGAGCCUGAGCUGAACAGGAGUUAAAACGGUAUAGAGAAAAUACUGGAAAUCCACUUUCAUGCUCAUUUGGGUGCUCUGGACUGGACAUGCAAGUAUGCAGAAUGGAAUACAGUCAGAUAUUACCAUUGACAGUAACAAGACUGUUCCCAUUUUUCUGUGCAUUACUAACCUACCUGUCUCCUUGGUUCAACUUCAGCUCUUACUCCUGUGUUUACAGCACUGUUUCUUAACUAGUGUGUUCUGGAAUCCACUUGCACUUACAGAAGAUAUGUUCCAGUUAGUGUUCUCCUGUGCUACAUGCUUUCAUAUAGUUAGCAGAUUACAACGGGCUAAUGUGAAGCUCCAUUAACCAUUACAGGUUAGGUACUGUUUGCGGCGUAUCACAGAAUUUCCGACCAACCUUAACUUGGCGACAUGGAAAACAACCAAUGUCUUCCUAAACGUCAAUGUCUAGUUGCAGGGGCUUUGUUAGAAUUUAGAAAAUGCUCUGUUAUUAAAUAAAUUAUUUGCUCCAUGAAGUAAUCCAAAAAUGUGUAUGCCGCCAUCUUGUCCAUUUCAAGUCUUCUCACUCAUUGAUCGAGACAGGUGAGUGCCAUCAUGACAUGCAGCACUUUGUGGUGGACACCUACCGCUCUCGAUCAAUGAGAAGAUUUAAAAUGGUCAAGAUGGCGACGUACACAUUGUUGGAUUACUUCAUGGAGCAGAACUUUUAUUUAAUUGAAUAACCGAUUUUCUAAAAUAAAUUAUUACAUUUACAUUUAAGUCAUUUAGCAGACGCUCUUAUCCAGAGCGACUUACAAAUUGGUGCAUUCACCAAAUUAUGAACUGAUGGUUCGAGGCCUGAAUGCUGAUUGGUUGAAAGCCUUUGUAUGAGACCAUAUACCAUGGGUAUGACAACGUUACAUUUUUACUGUUCUAAUUAGGUUGGUAACCAGUUUAUCAUAGCAAUAAGACACCUCGGGGGUUUAUGGUAUAUGGGCUGUAUCCAGGCACUCCGCGUUGCGCAUAAGAACAGCCCUUAGCUGUGGUAUAUUGGCCAUAUACCACACCCCCUCAUGCGUUAUUGCUUAAACGAACCCCUGCAACUAAACAUGGACAUUUAUAAGACAUUGUCUUCCAAGUUGGGAAUUUUAGACAUAUCGACAGUCUGGGUAAGGUUGGUUUAAAAUUCUCUGCUACACCAAACAGUAGCUAUCAGCCAGCUGGAACAGAGUAAUGGUCUGACGGGGCAAUAUUUGUAAUAACUAGCUUUCAUAGUACAGUGAAUGGAACAUAGCUAGACAGAAGCACAAGCCUGGUGUGUUCAGAGAGAAGAGUCAGGGAACACAGUUUUGACAGCACCCACCCUGUCCUCUACAGAGCACUGUUGCUUUCAGAUGCCAUAAAAUGGGGUGGAAGGUAGACUUGUUUUGUAUUUCGUUUGACAUACAAGUAUAUUUAUCCAAUGUAUGGUUUUCUUUGUAAAUCCAUUUGCCUAAUAAAAUCAAAGGCAUACAGUGUG